AGGCUACAUCGCUGUAUUAGCUGAGGUCGGGUCGGGUUAAGGGAGAGAGAGAGAGGGGGAUUUAGAGACGCGUCCACGACAGAGGCAUCACCAUGGCACCGCUCGGACUAAAAGCAAUUGUGGGAGAAAAGAUUAUGAAUGAUGUCAUCAAGAAGGUACACAAGAAAGGAGAAUGGAAGGUGCUGGUUGUAGACAAGCUGAGCAUGAGGAUGAUGUCAUCUUGCUGUAAGAUGACAGAUAUCAUGUCAGAGGGCAUCACCAUUGUUGAAGACAUCGGCAAGAAGCGGGAGCCUCUCCCUAGUAUGGAGGCCAUCUACCUCAUAACUCCCAAUGAUGAGACUGUGGAGGCACUCAUAGAUGACUUCAGAGACCCGCGGUCGCCCAGAUACAGAGGAGCUCACGUCUUCUUCACUGACACAAUCCCGGAUUCAUUGUUUAAUUUGUUGACGAAAUCCCGCGCGUCCAAAGCCAUGAAGACCUUGACUGAGAUCCACAUCGCCUUUCUGCCCUAUGAGUCUCAGGUGUUUUCCCUGGACAAGACUGAUGCCUUCCAGGAUUUCUACAGCCCCUACAAGGCUGACAUCAAGCACAACAUGUUGGAGCGUUGUGCUGAGCAGAUCGCUACUCUCUGCAACACCCUGAAGGAAUACCCUGGCGUCAGAUACAGAGGGGACUACAAAGACUGUGCCACUCUGGCUCAGCUCCUGCAGGACAAGCUGGAUGGCUACAAGGCAGAUGACCCCACCAUGGGAGAGGGUCCGGACAAGUCUCGCUCCCAGCUCCUGAUUCUGGACCGAGGCUUUGACCCGGUGUCGCCCAUCCUCCAUGAGCUCACCCUCCAAGCCAUGGGCUAUGACCUGCUGGGCAUCGAGAACGACGUCUACAAGUAUGACACCAGCGGCAUGGGGGAGGUCAAGGAGAAAGCGGUGUUGCUGGAUGAGGAUGAUGAUCUGUGGAUGAGUCUCAGACACAAGCACAUUGCAGAAGUCACCACGGCUGUGACCCGUUCUCUGAAAGAAUUCUCAGCCACCAAAAAGAUGAACACAGGAGAAAAGACCACAAUGAAAGACUUGGCUCAGAUGCUGAAGAAGAUGCCCCAGUAUCAGAAAGAGCUGAGCAAGUACUCCACCCACCUCCACCUGGCUGAGGACUGUAUGAACCGCUAUCAGGGCACCGUGGACAAGCUGUGUCGUGUGGAGCAGGACCUAGCGAUGGGUACGGACGCAGAGGGGGAGAAGAUCAAGGACCCCAUGAGGGCCAUCGUGCCCGUCCUGCUGGACAAAGACGUCACCGUCUUUGACAAGAUUCGCAUCAUCCUCCUCUAUAUCUUCAUGAAGAACGGUGUUUCGGAGGAGAACCUGUGUAAGCUCCUCCAGCAUGCUAACAUCCCUCCCGAGGACAGUGACAUCAUCUCCAACAUGGCCCAUAUGGGCAUGCCCAUCAUCUCAGAGGGGAACCCGGCCCGCAAGGUGAAGAAGACUGACCGGAAGGAGAGAGUGAGUGAGCAGACAUACCAGCUCUCCCGAUGGACCCCUCUUAUCAAGGACAUCUUGGAGGAUGCUAUUGAGGACAAACUGGAUCCAAAGCAGUACCCCUACAUCUCCCAACGCACUGCCUCCACCCACUCCAGCGCUCCAUCAAGUGCCCGGUACGGUAACUGGCACAAGAACAAGGGCCCCACAGAGAUGAAGACGGGUCCUCGGGUCAUCGUCUUCAUCAUCGGAGGCAUGACCUUUAGCGAGAUGCGCUGCGUCUACGAAGUCACACAGGCCAAUGGCAAAUGGGAGGCCAUCAUUGGAUCAACCAAUAUCUUCACCCCUACAAGCCUUCUUCAAACUCUCAAAGACAUGGAUAAACAAGCAGAGGUUUAAGCAGAACAGCUAAGAGCCCCCAGGCUGUAGCUGUCCCUCUCCUAACUAGCUGUCCUUCUCUUAACUAGCUGCCCCUGUCCUAACCUCCAAACUCCCCCAGCCAGCAUAUUCUGCUCUGGACCCAUCCAUACCAAACCCCUUCUACUCUACAUAUAACAAGACAGAUUUAAGAAAAUGGCAGCAUCUAUUUCAAACAUAUCAAAGUCAUGUAUUCAGAUAUCAUUUUUUAAUAGCGUGAAAUAAGAUCAUUUAAAGCCAUACCACCAAAAACCACCAUGUUUUACCUAAUGUACAUAAACCCUGAUGAGUGUAUAAUAACAUAAUAUCAUUUAAAUGUGUUUGUCAGAUUGAAGGGAAGAGUAGAGAUUGAGUUUGUGAUGGAUGACAGUUGAUACUAUAUGAGCAGUGGAUGUAAACUGCCAUCUCAGGAUGCCAUCGUUGCACUUCCUUAAAAAGGAAGCCAAUCAUAGACGAUAUUAGAUAAGUGUGGGUGGAAUUUUAGGAAUUAUUCAGGCUGGUGAUUGGUGUAGAUUGCUCGUCAUGUUCCAGGGAUUCAGGAAUACAAAGGGACCAACUGGGAUGAUGGUGGAAUGGGAUCUACAGUAUAAUGUUCCCUUUAAUACCCCCUCAUAAAGAUGUAUAAGAUUCCUGUGUUUCCAACAGACCUGGGUUCAAAUACUAUUUCAGUUAUUUCAAAACAAGUGUUCAGAUUACAUUUUUACAUGUUAGCAGACGCUCUUAUCCAGAGCGACUUACAGUUAGUGAGUGCAUACAUUUUCAUACUGGCCAUCCGUGGGAAACGAACCCACAACCCUGGCGUUGCAAGUGCCAUGCUCUACAAACUGAGCUACAGGGGACAGAUAACCUUUAUUUGAAAAAACAAGUAGUUGAAUACUGGAAUGUAUUUGGAAAUACACUUGGAAAGUAUUUGUAUACUCAAAUAACUGACUCAAAUACACUCCCAAGCAUUUAACCCAGGUAUUUGAAAAGCCAGGUCGGUUUUUAGUGGUUUGGAUUGUAGCUUUUAUCUCAUUGCUUGUAAACGUUCCAGGAACAAUGAGCAAAAAUACCAAUUUACUUUCAAUAUUUUUGAAACUCACCAUUUUUUCAUUUGGAAAUAUCAUCACCAUCUUCCCCGUAAUGCAAUCAGUAGUUUGUAGAACAUAUGCCAUACUGAUUCAAUGUUUCUAUUUCUGGUGAUUAUUCUGACUUUGAAAUUGCCAUUGCGAAGCCUCUCUGUACUAGUGGUCAUGUAGCUGUAGCUAGCAGUACAGUUACAGUAGUUGGACUGUAGCUAGCAGUACAGUUACAGUAGUUGGGCUGUAGCUAGCAGUACAGUUACAGUAGUUGGGCUGUAGCUAGCAGUACAGUUACAGUAGUUGGACAGUGAUGAUCAGCCAUUGGAAAGUUCUUCCUCUAUUCGUUUAGUCUCUGUUCAGAAACAUUGUCAUUGAUUUGAUUUGUUAUUUAUUCUCCCUGUUGAAGUUAUUUUUUGUCCCACUUUCCAGUGCAGCGUUGACACUGUCAUGAUACAAACUCAUUGUUGUUGUGUUGUUGUUGAUUUGUUAACUUUAUAUCAGGGUUAUCUAUUAUUUCUCAAGAUAGAUUAAUAUACUAAAGCUCUAAUAAAGUUGCUUUAUUAAAGAAAAUGUGGAUGUUUUACAGUCUGUUACAUUAUUACAUGAAAUGAUUGAAAUGCAUAUCAAUAAACAGUUUAGUCAUUGAGGGAAGGAUGGAUUGGACUGCUGGUGAUCCCCUACUGAUGUUACAAACUAGUGAUCUGGGUUCAAGACAAAUGUCUGAGAGGCUAGCGCAUAAUUUAGUACAGGGUCCCCUGAACUAAACUGUAAGACUUUGUGAUAGUAAAACUGUAAUGUUACACUGUAUGUCAAUUAUAAUUAUAAUAUUGCAGUACCAUUUACAACCACUGGAGAACAGCAUUGGCAUAUUGCUGGAUAAACAUAAUCAUAGCAGCCCGCAGAACAUUUGACAGCCAGGACGAGCCAACAUACAGUGCCUCGCAAAAGUAUUCAUCUCCCUUGGAGUUUUUCCUAUUUUGUUGCAUU
Coregonus clupeaformis (lake whitefish) is the source of this 3937-nucleotide messenger RNA. RefSeq names its product syntaxin-binding protein 1-like. Bases 93 to 1871 code for a protein of 592 amino acids. Gene Ontology annotation, biological process: intracellular protein transport; neurotransmitter secretion; vesicle-mediated transport. NCBI's taxonomy places the organism in Eukaryota, Metazoa, Chordata, Actinopteri, Salmoniformes, Salmonidae. The record is from RefSeq and is a predicted model, not a curated record. Gene Ontology annotation, cellular component: plasma membrane; secretory granule. The transcript has 19 exons. Gene Ontology annotation, molecular function: syntaxin binding.